Messenger RNA from Ectocarpus sp. CCAP 1310/34, 207 nucleotides. Lineage: Eukaryota; Phaeophyceae; Ectocarpales; Ectocarpaceae. The record is from the annotation of a GenBank genome assembly.
AUGCGGGGACGGAUCAGGACAGGGCCCUCUCCACAAGCCCUUCAUCGUACACCCAUCCGAUUGCUCGAGCGUCUACUGGACUCGCACUCGGCGUGCGCUCUAGCAGCAUCACAGGCGGGGCUUGUGGCGAAGGAAGGAGGCCUGAUCAUCAACGGUAGGCCCCGAGGCCUACAGCUAUCAGUGUGUAAUGCUGGCUAUCUCGGAUAG